AUGAGAGCUUACAACCUUAUUGAGUUAUUUAAAUUUAUCACAGAAGACCUAGAAAUGUACUUUCAAAGAAAACUUCUUUACUUGGCUUUUGGGAGAUCAGCUAGCUCUGUUAGUCAAAGCACAAUAACCAUAGAUGAAAAAAAUCCAAGCAAAUUCCAUGUGCCCAGCAGGGGGGACAACAACAUCAUAUACACAAUAGAAAACUGUACAUCCCCACAGGGAACAAGUGGAAAUGCCUGCCCCUACCAAGCAGCUGCGGCAUUGAAAUUUGGAAUAAGCAACAUAAACUUUGUUCCUGAAACAGCAAAGGAGAGAUUCAACCUCGCUAUUCUCGCUGUUGGGAAUAACAACAAUUUCAGUGUCACCCAGUUUGUAAGCCUUCACCAAAAAGAAAUUGAAAGCAGACCUCACUUCUACAAAGACCAAGACAAGGAUCAUGAUGAACAGCAAGUAAUAUUACCUUCAAUGCCUGCUGACUCACAAGAAAGUAUUAGCACAGAAACUGCAUCAGUUCACAAACAGAUGCCAAUUUGUCAGAUGCUGAGUUAUCAGUUGACCAAAUAA
Molecule: messenger RNA, 564 nt
Organism: Porites lobata
Lineage: Eukaryota; Metazoa; Cnidaria; Anthozoa; Scleractinia; Poritidae
Source: the annotation of a GenBank genome assembly